AACCCCUUCACUAGGGAAGAGCAACUUUCACACAAUGACUCUGGCGUUACUAGUUGUCCUUGGGGUAUUGAAAUAUUCCAUGGGGGCCGCUCAAAUAGAAUCCUUCCGCUACUUUACCAAAAGGGGAUCAUUUACCCAAUAUCCGGAUCCUUUUGUCAUCACGAAUCAAGUCAAUACUUCCGGAUCUCACAUAGAGUGUAGUGGCCUCGCUCAACUGUCUGGCUGUGAUGCCUUCAUAUUUGAUGAACAGGAGAAGAGCUGCGCAAUAACUAAUCAAUCCCUUUACACCAUCGACUUCGAAAAUCAAGGACCUAGCACCAAAACCGUUGGAUCAAAGUACAGAGAACUCAAUGCCAUUAGUUCCUCUCUUGUAUAUGUUUAUGUGGACAAAUAUUACAACAAAGAUCAUCGAUUGGUGUUCUUUAACAUGAAUUCAGGUACUCCAUACGAGGCAUGUACAUAUGAAAUGGACAACAGCCUGGUCCAGGACUUUGAUGACCGCUUUCAUGGUGGAAGCUUGUUACUGCUUGGGAACGCCCUUCAUUUCUGCUUUCCAUGGAGACAAGUUAAGUCACAAAACAAUACUAUGGGAAGUGACCUAUCAAUUGGUGCUUGUUAUAUUGUAAAACCUGGCCAGCAUUCUUGGACCAAGGUUGUCUUAUUUCCCGAUAACACCCGCCAAGGAGCAUUCACUUUCAAACUGAAUGAUACCACGAUGUGGAUAUUGGGCGGUGCAUCUGACUCGGAAUACUAUCUUAAGAACAACAACAUCCGUCAUGGCACUACAACCCGAACCACCAAGUUUUACCAUUACGAUGGAAGUUCUAGUCAAACCGUCGAUGGUCCUGAUCUUCCAACCAAGUUUAAUCUCCCCGAGCUAUCAUGGCUGAAUGAAACACAUGUCAUAUUAUUUGGAUACGCGGAAGACGCAGCGGACGGCCAAAAGUAUUUCAUUAGCAGGUGGCCACCGACCGAAUUUUCGUGGUCAACUCAUUUAAGACCCAAUGGAGUCAAUAUGCCGUCUGACCGGCGACCUUCCGCAAAAUUGUACCCACUCAAUGGCAAGCCACAGCUCUUGCUUAUGUCAGCUACAAGAGACCCUUGGAUCAUUGACCCAGAUACACUUGAGUGGACGGAAGCACCUCUAUAUCUUCAUCAAAAUGAUUGUCCUUGGCCGUAUAUCCACUACAGUAAGGGUGACGUCUUGCUGGUUAAACAUGAAACUUGGGGACAUUUGUGUCUGUUUGAUGGGGAAAAUGGCACUCAUCGAAAUCCGGACAAAGAUUUCCCGAACAACUUCUUUAUGCCAGUACUAUCAUACCUCGUAAUCUAUUUUGUUCGUGAUAAAAAUUGUAGACAGGGAUAUUUGCACUUGAUAUUUAAUAUAUAUAUAUUUGAUUGAGAUAAUUGCUUGAUUUAGUUGGACUUUCCGUCGAUCUCUAAAUAUACUUCUUGAAUUGCUCCAAAUUUAAACGAAAAAGUAAGAAACAAACCAAAUAAAGGCCA
This is a messenger RNA of Tigriopus californicus, 1506 nucleotides long. RefSeq lists its product as uncharacterized. The record is from RefSeq and is a predicted model, not a curated record. The coding region runs from base 35 to 1402 and encodes 455 amino acids. Gene Ontology annotation, molecular function: protein binding. The transcript has 6 exons. Lineage: Eukaryota; Metazoa; Arthropoda; Copepoda; Harpacticoida; Harpacticidae.